Molecule: messenger RNA, 2441 nt
Organism: Lagopus muta (rock ptarmigan)
Lineage: Eukaryota; Metazoa; Chordata; Aves; Galliformes; Phasianidae
Gene: PPM1K
Product: protein phosphatase, Mg2+/Mn2+ dependent 1K
Exons: 7
Coding region: 298-1416 (372 amino acids)
Biological process (GO): protein dephosphorylation
Molecular function (GO): protein serine/threonine phosphatase activity; cation binding
Source: RefSeq, a predicted model, not a curated record
CACCCGGGCCGCUCCCCUCAGGGCGGGGUGAGGGCGGCGGGGGGGGCUCGGCUGCCAUCUCCGCCGCCAUUGGGGCCCGCGAAGGGCCGGGCCGCGCCGGGACGGCCCCCAGCGCCGCAUUGGCCCGGCGGCCCCGCGGAGAGGAGAGGCGUGGCGGGCGGGAGCAGUGGCCGGAGGGUUCUGGGGAGAUUCCGCCGCUCGCCUCCGGCUUCCCGGGUACGGCAGGAGAACGCAGAGGAGAAGACAUUCCAGCUGCUGCAUCUCUUUUAUCCCUACGAAUCUCUGCGAAGACAAGUUAUGUCAACAGCUGCUUUAAUCCAUUUGGUAAGAAACGGAGGUUCUCAAGUACGAAGGAGAGCCCUGCUGACAUCCCGCCUCUUGCAAGACGACAAGCGUCUGACAGUCGAGUGCUACAUUUCCACCUCCGAACGCCGGGCAUCCCGCUUUGAUCCGGACGGGAGCGGGCGGCCCGCCACGUGGGACACCUUUGGCAUCUGGGACAAUCGCAUUGAUGAACCUAUUCUCCUCCCACCUAGCAUAAAGUAUGGAAAGCCGAUUCCAAAAGUCAGCCUGAGCAAAGUGGGCUGUGCCAGUCAUAUUGGGAAGCGGAAGGAAAAUGAAGACCGCUUUGAUUACGCUCAGCUGACUGAGGAUGUCCUGUACUUUGCAGUAUACGAUGGACAUGGCGGGGCGGCAGCAGCAGACUUCUGCGCUAAGAACAUGGAAAGAUAUAUCAAGGAAUUUGCUGUUCAGGAAGAGAACUUAGAAAAAGUUUUGAACGAUGCUUUUCUAGAAAUAAACAAAGCAUACGAAAGGCAUGCUCAGCUGUCUGCUGAUGCAACUCUGAUGAACUCUGGGACCACUGCAACGGUGGCCCUGCUGCGGGAUGGUAUUGAGCUGGUAGUGGCAAGCGUGGGUGACAGCCGUGCCCUGCUGUGUCGAAAAGGAAAGGCCAUGAAACUCACCAUUGACCAUACACCAGAAAGGAAGGAGGAGAAGGAAAGGAUUAGGAAGUGCGGUGGCUUCGUUGCCUGGAACAGUUUGGGACAACCUCAUGUGAAUGGUAGACUUGCAAUGACGCGGAGCAUAGGAGAUUUGGAUCUUAAAAACAGUGGUGUGAUAGCCCAGCCAGAAACAAAAAGGGUUCAGCUGCACCAUGCAGAUGACGGCUUCCUAGUCCUUACUACAGACGGUAUUAACUUCAUGGUGAACAGUCAAGAGAUCUGCGACUUCAUCAACCAGUGCCACGAUCCCACUGAAGCUGCCCACGUUGUUACUGAGCAGGCAAUGCAGUAUGGCACUGAAGAUAACAGCACGGUUGUCAUAGUGCCAUUUGGAGCGUGGGGGAAGUAUAAAAAUGGCGAGAUCAACUUUUCCUUCAGCCGCAGUUUUGCCUCCAGUGGGAGAUGGGCGUGAAGACCUGACACAGCUAUCUUUUCCUGCAAUAACACGGAUACAACGUGCUAUAAGAGAACACAUCCAUCUGUUCAUAGGUUGACUCAGUGUCUUGUCCAUCUUUUCUGUUGCCAGUUAUGGAAGAUGCAACCGCUCCUUUGGUGCGUAAUUGCUGCUUACAGCUGAUCACAUUUUACUGUGUUUAUUUAUUCAGAUCAGCAUUGGGUUUCUAGGCCCAGCAGUUCUGCACAUCAUUUCAUUUGCACGGAUAAGUCUCUGGGCUUGAGUUAUGACACAUCAGUUUCAUCCCAACUCUUGUUACCUAGUACUCAGUUACCUGGCAGCUGUGAAAGUCCGAGACUGAGCCAUGCGCCAUCUUCUUUGUACGUUAAUGCACAGGGGAACAAACGCAGUGUUCUUAGAAAGACAAAAAGGGAGUCUGUUGUUUUCCUCUGUCAUGUAGCCAUCCACAGCUCCCCCAUGUUUCAUGAGAAACAGGUGAAAUACAAGGGGGAAAUAUCAGAAGUAAUUAGCCUGUGGUUAUGUUCUGGUGCCAGGGGCAUUCCAUGUAGCUGAAUGGCAUCCCAAUAGAGCACUUUGCUGGGCUUUAGGCUCUCUCUGGUAUUACCUGUGAUCCUUCAGCUCCAAAGAGACAGAGCAAGCAGGAGCCACGUGCUGUUGAACAGAUGGGAACCCAUUGGGCCCAAAGCCCCUACAGUCGCAGUGGACCAUGCAGCCUCUGGCACCAUGCUUCCUUCAGCAUAAUGGUGCCUGAAAAGAGCACGUAGGAGGAGAAAAAAAAGCAGCCCACUUUAUAAUUUCAGAGACCAUAAUCAAUCUGAAUAUUUGUUUGUUUGUUUUUUUUUUUUCCUAAGAAAAGGAAACUGUUUCAAAGAGCUUUCAGUUCAAGAUUCUUUGGAUGUAUGAGGCAGUAGAGUUUAUUUCUUCAUAUGCAAGGAUUUUCCUGCCCUCUGCCUUUUUUUUCAGCUAGCUACAGUCUCCUGCUGGCAUAAAGACAGCUGUAAAAUGCCCAAAGCCAGAAAGCU